Sebastes umbrosus (honeycomb rockfish) is the source of this 2462-nucleotide messenger RNA. It is a transcript of the gene adss2, whose product is annotated as adenylosuccinate synthase 2. Gene Ontology annotation, cellular component: cytoplasm. Bases 139 to 1524 code for a protein of 461 amino acids. The record is from RefSeq and is a predicted model, not a curated record. The transcript is spliced from 13 exons. Gene Ontology annotation, molecular function: adenylosuccinate synthase activity; GTP binding. Gene Ontology annotation, biological process: 'de novo' AMP biosynthetic process; IMP metabolic process. NCBI's taxonomy places the organism in Eukaryota, Metazoa, Chordata, Actinopteri, Perciformes, Sebastidae.
AUGUGCGUGGUGUGUUACUUCCUCGCGUCUCACGUUGCCGUGGAGUGAAGCUCUUCCAGUCUCUCAGCUCUCUCAGCAGCAGCAGCUAAAGGACGCUCAGUGUGCAGUCAGUCAGCCAGAGACCCAGCAGCAGCAGACAUGUCGGACAGUGGGAGUCAGGAAGACGCCGGGGCCGCGAACGGGAGCGACGGCGGCGGCAGCCCGAAGAAACGCACCUCCAGACCGGCCGUCGGUAACAGAGUGACCGUGGUGCUCGGAGCUCAGUGGGGCGACGAGGGGAAAGGGAAAGUUGUGGACCUUCUGGCUCAAGACGCGGACAUGGUGUGCAGAUGUCAGGGCGGCAACAACGCCGGACACACGGUGGUGGUCGACAAGGUGGAGUACGACUUUCACCUCCUCCCCAGCGGCAUCAUCAACCCCAAGGCCACCUCCUUCAUUGGCAACGGUGUCGUGAUCCACCUGCCGGGCCUGUUUGAAGAGGCAGAAAAGAACCAACGCAAAGGAAAAGGUCUAAAAGACUGGGAGAAGAGAUUGGUCAUCUCAGACAGAGCACAUAUUGUGUUUGACUUCCACCAAGCGGUCGAUGGUGUUCAGGAACAACAGAGACAAGAGCAAGCAGGCAAGAACCUCGGGACAACAAAGAAGGGGAUCGGCCCAGUGUACUCGGCCAAAGCAGCACGUAGCGGUCUCAGGAUAUGUGACCUGUUGGCUGACUUCACUCAGUUCUCUGAAAGGUAUAAAGGUUUGGCCCGGCAGUACAAGUCCAUGUACCCCACUCUGGAGAUUGACAUAGAGGGAGAGCUCGACAGAUUAAAGGACUACGUGGAGCGGAUCAAGCCCAUGGUGAGAGACGGGGUGCACUACAUGUACGAGGCUCUUCACGGUCCUCCGAAGAAGAUCCUGGUGGAAGGAGCCAACGCAGCGCUGCUGGACAUCGACUUUGGGACGUACCCGUUUGUGACAUCGUCCAACUGCACGGUGGGCGGGGUGUGCACGGGUCUCGGCAUGCCGCCUCAGAACGUCGGGGAGGUGUACGGGGUCGUCAAGGCGUACACCACCAGAGUGGGCAUCGGAGCUUUCCCUUCAGAGCAGAGCAACGAGGUCGGAGAGCUGCUUCAGACUCGAGGGAAGGAGGUGGGCGUGACCACAGGCAGGAAGAGGCGAUGUGGUUGGCUGGAUCUGGUGCUCAUCAAAUAUGCACACAUGAUUAAUGGCUUCACUGCUAUAGCACUCACCAAACUGGACAUCCUUGACGUGCUCUCAGAGAUCAAAGUGGGUGUAUCGUACAAAGUCGACAACCUUACUAUACCUCACUUCCCAGCCAAUCAGGAGGUGCUGCAGCAUGUGGAGGUCCAGUAUGAGACGCUGCCGGGCUGGAAGAGCGACACCUCGGCUGUGAGAAGCUUUGAUGAGCUGCCUGAGAACGCCCGGAAAUAUGUCCACUUCAUUGAGGACCAUGUGGCCGUGCCUGUCAAGUGGAUCGGAGUGGGCAAGUCUCGGGAGUCCAUGAUCCAGCUGUUCUAGAGGAAGGGAGGAGGAACACAAGCAAAGAGGGUGCACAGCAGCCAAUCAGCUGUACCCUUCUUCUUCCCCCCCCCCCUCACUCCACCCACACACACAGCCUACCUACCUGUCUCAACUCUCUGACAGAGACAUGACCAUCAUGUCUGUUCAUAAUGCGUUACCACUGUAUCAUCGGACUGUCCCGUGUUCCAGACUGGACCUCUCUGUACGAAUGGUUCCCAGCGUCCCCAUCUGGAUUUUUAACAGUUUUAAACUUUUAGGAUAACCUCUUUUAAUUUCUCAGUUUAUAUCGUAGCCGUUUAUUUCAGACAUGCGACACCAGCUGCCAUCGAGUCUGAAAGAGGACAUGAGCGAACGGACUCAACACACACUCAAACACACGGGAUCACUCCCCUGGAUGAACUGAUGUUUGGUUGGUCAAACGUUUUAUUAAUUUUUGUUAAUCUAUGCUGUUUUAAAUGCGCUGUGCCAGUCUGGUGUAAAUCACUUUUUAACCUCUGCACUUUAGAUGCUUUGGACUACAUCUGCUUUAUGUUUUAUUCUGCCAGGUCUACAACACAUCCUGACACGAUAAAAGGGAUCCUUUCAUAUUUUUUAUGUCUUUUUGUGUUGUUUUUUUUUUUCAUCAUCCGACAAAGACGUCUCAUGUUGCCUUGUCAUUCAACCAAAAAAUAAAAUUUGUUGUAGCUGCUUCCUCUGAACGCUGUUGGUGACCCACGUCGUCCCGUACUGUGAGACGGCUCGUGUUUUAGGUUUAAUUUUUAACAGGUGAGUUUUACAUGAACCAGUAUAUACCAGAUAUAACUGGUAUAACUAUACCUUUUUCAAAUGGAAAUCAAUUCAGUAGGCCGACAUCUUCCCAUUCACAUUCUUGUGAUUAUUUAGGCAAAGGUAACAACUUUUCAACAAAUAAAAGUGUAAAUAUGGAUUGAUAAAUA